Kluyveromyces marxianus DMKU3-1042 is the source of this 1659-nucleotide messenger RNA. It is a transcript of the gene COQ8, whose product is annotated as protein kinase COQ8. Gene Ontology annotation, biological process: ubiquinone biosynthetic process. The record is from RefSeq and is a predicted model, not a curated record. Gene Ontology annotation, molecular function: kinase activity. Gene Ontology annotation, cellular component: extrinsic component of mitochondrial inner membrane. The transcript has a single exon. Lineage: Eukaryota; Fungi; Ascomycota; Saccharomycetes; Saccharomycetales; Saccharomycetaceae. The coding region runs from base 1 to 1659 and encodes 552 amino acids.
AUGUCUAGAAAAGGGCUUUACCACGCCGUUUGCCUAUCUGACUCUAUAUGUGGUACCUUAAAAGGAUCAGCAUCCAUUGGGAAAGAAUCAUUUGAAAAUUGGGUGAGAAGCUCUACUUUAACCAGACCCGUUUUAUCAAGAUUCCAAUGGUUUUACGAUGAGAAAUGGGAGGAAGCCAAACGACUAUCCAAUGCCUCCCGGAGAAAAAACGAGGGCCCCAAGAAUGUACCACUGGGACCUAAGACUGAUUCAAAAAUGACCAAAAAGCAUAUCAGACAUUACUCCACUUAUCAGAAGUCAAUGAAUAAAAGUCCGACUAAUAACCCUGAAAAGAAGGAGCCUCAUAUACUAGAAAGUUCGGAGGUACCAUCUUCUCGUAUCUCCCGGCUUUUUCACUAUGGCCACCUCGCAGCUAGUGUUGGUAUUUCCGCUGCUUCUCAAAGUAUCACUCAAAUGGGGAGUGGCCAGAAUUCAAAUUUCAAAGACUUAUUGUUGUCAGAUGCAAAUGUGGAAAGGAUAGUAAAUAAGUUUUCGAAGAUGAGAGGUGCUGCCUUAAAACUAGGACAAUUGAUGUCCUUUCAAGAUGAGAAAGUAUUACCACCACAAUUAUAUACCAUCCUUUCUAGGGUACAGAAUAGUGCUAAUUAUAUGCCUCCAAGGCAGUUGAAUAGGUUAAUGGCGAAAGAAUUGGGAAAUUCAUGGGAAAAAAAAUUUAAAAGUUUCAACAAAACGCCGAUUGCUGCUGCUAGUAUUGGCCAAGUUCACUAUGCUUCUUUACCUAAUGGCGAUGAGGUUGUUGUUAAAGUUCAAUAUCCAGGUGUAAAGGACUCCAUUGAUAGUGAUUUAAGCAACCUUCUUAUGUUAUUAACUGCGUCUAGCCUUUUACCAAAAGGCUUAUUCUUAGAUAAAACAAUCGACAAUGCUAGAAAAGAAUUAAAAUGGGAGUGUGACUACCAUAGGGAGUCAUCAGCAAUUAAAAAGUUUGGAGCUCUUUUAAAAGAUGAUCCUGUUUUUUCAGUUCCAAAAGUUUAUGAUGAAUAUACCACGGAAAAUAUCAUAACAAUGGAAAGGAUGAAUGGCACAGAAAUAACAAAACUUCCUGAAUCUACGACGCAGGAAGUAAAAGACUUUAUCUGCAGCAACAUUUUGAGACUCUGUUUACAGGAAAUUGCAGAAUUCAAAUAUAUGCAAACGGAUCCAAAUUGGGCUAAUUUUUUAUACAACCCUUCAACAAAAAAGAUAGAGCUAUUAGAUUUUGGCGCAAGCAGGGGAUUCCCAGAAUCUUUCAUCAAUAAAUAUCGUAAAAUGCUAACUAACGCCACCAAAAAUGACUACAAAGGUGUAACGGAGGCAUCAAUUGAGUUAGGAUACUUGUCAGGAUUAGAAUCACAAGCUAUGAUUGAUGCCCACGUUAAAUCGAUGAUGACUUUGGGUGAGCCAUUUUCCGGAAAUGUUGAAGAUAGCUUUGACUUCUCAAAGCAGACCGUAACUGAUAGGGUGAGGUCUAAAAUAAGACUCAUGUUGAAUGAAAGGCUUUGCCCACCUCCUGAAGAAACAUAUUCUUUACAUAGAAAGUUCAGUGGCGUUUUUCUUCUUUGCUCCAAAAUGGGAGCAAGAAUACAAUGCGCAAAACUCUUUCAGGAGCACUUUGCCUUAUAA